GUGACGUCAGAAGGUAAUGACCUUGGUAAGGGAGAUUUGAUUACGGAACUAAUCUGGCGGUGCAAUGUCGUGGUCUCGGCUACGCCGUGAUGGAGUCUUGGGUCGGCCGGAUUCGUUGCGAAAUGUUCUCUUGUAGCGAGGUGGUGCGGGCGAGAUGGAGGGUCUAGUGGUGGCGGUGCUGGUCGUAGGGCACACCUUCACCUGUUCUAUGUCUCACUUGAUGAAGUAUGCGUUUGUACUUGCGUGGGUGAUUAUUCGAUAUGGCCCCUUCCAUUUUCGCUGGAAUUCUCCCGUUGCGAGGUAUCUGGUUUUCUCCAUUACUUCCUCCUGGACCCCUGGUUGGUCCGAAGUUCGUGUACUUGGAUUGGUUGCGGUGCACCUUGACCGAUGGGACCUGCUGGAACUUGAAUCGCAUGCCGUUUUCCCCUUGUCUCCCUGGUGACGUUUUUUUCUCGUCCGGGGGGCGAAGAGGAAGAGCUUCCUGUCCCAUAUCUGUGGGGUCUCCGCAUCGAGGUGUUUGUGUCACCCCUUCUCGAUUUCCUGGUUCAGUCUCUCCACUGGGUUGGCUUGGGGGUGGAAGAUGAGUGUCGUCCCAGUGGUGAUACCACCAGUGUCGGCGAGUGCGGCAUCCCAGGUGCCGGAGGUGAAUUGUGGGCCGUUAUCGGAAGCUAUCGCCCUUGGAGACCCGGAUCGCCGGAAUACUUCAGUCUCCUGUCGGUUGAUUACGAAGUCGGUGGUGGUUAACCGGAGAGAGAAGGCUUCUUCUCAAAUGUCCGUCACUACCAGUAUGAACCGUAUACUGAUCCCAAGGGUCUAUCAAGCCGACACUGAAAACGUUGACUUACCUUAUAUUUACCGUUGGCAACACUGAAAAAAAAACUACGAAUAGAGCCAUCUACCUUUCAAGUCGAAAUGAUGGCGUUUCGCGGCCCUUUUGAAUUUGGCUGGCAGUCGGCUCGAUAUGGGUGGCACGAAUGAAUUCCUACGUUGUGUAAUCGGUUCUUGUAUGUGGGGACGUGAGACAUAAUCGGGAAGGGAAUUAAAUAAAAGACCGAACUUUUGUGCGUAAGAAAUGACAAGAACAAAUAAAUAUAUUACGCACACAACAAGAGAAUACCAGGGAAACCUUCUACGGGACAAAAACCCCGGCAUAGGCCACACAAAUACAUGAAAUAAAUCAUCAUCGAUUUCCCAGAUGUGAGAUAUGGUCUCAAUUGGUCGACGGAAAUCACCUUCCAUGGCUUCCAGGCUUCCUGAAUGGUCCCUUGGUAUAUCCCCUCAACAUUUAUGAUUCAACCAGACUUGAAAACCCAGCAAGUUCUUUUUGCGAUUUCCAAGAAGACGCUGGAGACGUGCUAAACGUAACCGGCCAGGAAUGCUGGCCGUGUUUCUAUGAUGACCCGAAUGUCACCUUUCAGUACUUCGACGAGGAAAGAGUAUACAAGACUGCCUAAAUCUGGAAUUCAGUCAAUGAGAAGAGGCCUUUCAAGAAGAGGGAGAACGACGGAGUACGCUGUGCACCGCAGCGUCACCAACGAUUAGGCACCAAGGAAUUAGACGAUCUAUUCCGAGGUGUUAUACAAGAGUGCUAGUCCGCGAGGGCCAUCCACGUCGUGUUGGUCCCAAAGAAGGGUGUAACUUUUCGUCGGUGUGUCGACUACCACCGCUUAUUAACGAAGAUCGUCUAAGUGUUGUUCAAAUGUUGCACGAAUACUCCGUCAAAACCCGCACGAAACCGGUCCAUCAAACGCACGAACGCCGCGGGCGCAUUGCGCAGCCCGAAAGGCAUCCUCGAAAAUCGAAAAGUUCGUACCCCAUGCCCCGUUUGGACGAACUACUACAAUUUUCUAAGUGCACGUUGCGAUGUCGGUCAGAAGGUGCUGCAGCGCAUCUUUUAAGUAAAGCAGCGAAAGGGUUUAGGUACUUCCAAAUUGGAGCCCAAGCGAGAUGGGCCGUAUAUUAUCACAAAAAUGGUGACACCUACAAGUUACGAGCUUGCAACUUGCACAGGUGCAGUUAAACCCCAAUAGAUCAUCCCCUGAAACUGAUCUUUUCUAGAAGUCGAUAAUUUUUACCACCCGCACGUUAGUAAGGGAGGUGUUGCAUUGUGGUAAAAAAAAACCUUCCACUUUUUUGACGGAAAUACACGAACCAAACAAAAUUUUGAUGAUCUUGGUAUCUCUGUCGGUCUGUCUGUUGUAACCGUUUUAUUUUCUUCAAUAGAAGCAUUAUUAUUGUUCCCGGUAUAUUUACCGGUUGAAUGAUCCUCGUAACAUUUGUAACCUUGGAAUUUUAAACACGCAACUUCUAGCGCGAAAUUUUACGGUGCCGCGAUUUGUCGUUAUCGAUGGUUCCUCUUUUGUUCGUCAGCUGUGACAGAGUGCACUCGAUUUUAACAGCAAAACGCAUAGAAUUUUAAUUGCCGCCAUCCAUUAAUAUUUGGUGAUUAAAUUCGGUUAAUUGUGGAUUCUUGAUCAAUUUGUGGAUUGGAAUUCCACCCCAUGACUCCAGUAGGAGGAUAUAGUUGAGUUAUUCUUCUUCAUUGUAAGUACGCCAUUUGCAUUUAGGUAAUCUGCUUUUGACCUACAUCUUCGGUAGGUUUAAUACGAUUUUCUAUCGACGAUUAUUGCACGUUCAUCUAUAAGUAGCCUUCUUAUUUAUGCACAUUGUAAGGUUCUCUACGAAGAGGGUUACCUUUAAUUUUUUUCUAGGGUUUUUAAUUUUGGUUCAAAUUUUGGAUUCCACGUUCAAGGCUAUUGUCAUUUAUGGUACCAGUUCAAGGAUCAGUUCCAAUUCCAUCUUAAGCGUAAUUCCGGAUACGUUUUACAUACGCAUGUGUGUAACCUUGAAGUCAAGUCACCAUCUGUGCACGAACGAACAACACCGUUUGACGGCCUUUCGAUUUACUGAUAAGGGAGCCGCCACUUGCUGAAACCUUGAUAACAAGAUUCGAUUCACAACCAGGAAACAACUUCCAUAACUUUUUAACGUAUUAAUCAAUAAUUAUAUGUUUGCCCCUUCAGUGUUAUCUCACCUUUAAUUAACUUGUUAUCUUCAGUAUUUCUAUUGAUAAUCUUGCGACCUCUGUAAAGUUAUGAUCAAAUAUAAUGUUAUCCGAAGAGUAAAAGUUUACUACGAGUAAGGCGAUGCCCUUCAGGCAUUGUGCAGUUCAUUGCAUUCCGAGUUUUGCGGCUUGGUAGUUUGCAUUUAUUGCAGAUUUUAUGGAAAUCCCGGACCUGAGCUCACUUCCCUGGAUGACGUCUCCUUGUAAAUGAAGAAAUGACCACAGCACACCUGAUUAUACCAAGCCAACCGGAAAAAGGCGAGGUAACCGAAAGGCAAAGGAACUUCGUGCUGAAAGUCGCCGCGAAGGAACUGAAGGAGGACGAGCAGACGCGCGAGCAAUGCCUGGCCCGCCUGAGAGAGUGGAUACACCAAAAUCGCGACAUACAGGGUUGCAUCCUGGACGACAGGUUUCUCCUGCGCUUCCUUCGCUCGAAGAAGUUCAGCCUCCACAUGACCCAGCAGAUGGUGCUCAAAUACCUCAACCUGCGCAAGUGCUUCAGCCAUAUCUGCUCCGGUUUGGACUGGAAGGACGAGAGAUUCUUGCGGCUCCUGAACGAGGGGUACACCUUUCCGAGCCCGUUUAGGGAUAAGAACGGCAGGAGGGUGGUCCUGACAGUACUGAAGAAGUUUAACACUUCACUGUUCACAAGCACCGACAUGGCGCGUGCGCAUACGAUAACUUAUGAGACAAUGAUGGACGACGAGGAGACUCAGGUUUUGGGUUUCAACCACGUGAUCGACAUCGCAGGCGCCUCACCUUCGAUAAUUACGAUGUGGCCGCCGAACGAGUUCGCCACUUUGGUUAAAUGGGCGGAUCAAUCGUUUCCGAUGAGGCAUAAGGAAAUCAACGUAGUUCACUUGCCGUCCAUGUUUAAAUAUGUCUACGAUUUUGCUGCUUCUCGAGUUAGCCAAAAGAUAAGGGAUAGGACUAAGUUUCACGACACGCUGGCCGACCUGCACAAGGUGCUCGACCCGCCCACCUUGCCGUCCGAAUACGGUGGAAUAAUGUCCACGAACGAAAUGAUCGAGCUGUGGAAGGAGGAACUGAUCAACAAGCGAGAUCGCCUGCUUUCCUACGACCGGAUGAACUUGCUAAGCGAUCAGGGGAUCAUUCGACGAAGAACGAAGAUUAACGACGCGGACAGUUUGAACGGUAGCUUUAGACGGUUACACGUAGACUAACUUUUUGUACCUAUAUUAUUUUUUUGUAAGUUUCUCUUUGACAUGCCACUAGUAUACACCACAUUAGCGCUAAGACCAGCCGUGGAGCCGUCCAAAAAAGGAUCUUAUCUUAGUUACCAAAUCUGAAAGCGUAGCGCCUUUAGGUUUAAGGACACCGGUGUACAGGGUGUAACAGACCAGUAUAUCAACCUAACCUGUUACACCCUGUAUACUUACAAUUUAUUAUGCCCGUAGAAAUAGGUUUCUUUUCAGUUAUUUCAGCGUCAUUAACCUCUAUAUUUCUUAGUUUAUGGUGGGGAAUGGCGAGAUCAGUUUUGAUAGCACGUGUGUAUAGUGUAGUUUCAUAACCUGAAAAAUAAAUAUAUUUGAAAAAA
Messenger RNA from Photinus pyralis (common eastern firefly), 4622 nucleotides. Its product is annotated as clavesin-2-like. Gene Ontology annotation, molecular function: phosphatidylinositol bisphosphate binding. Bases 3280 to 4248 code for a protein of 322 amino acids. Gene Ontology annotation, cellular component: membrane. The transcript has 5 exons. The record is from RefSeq and is a predicted model, not a curated record. Lineage: Eukaryota; Metazoa; Arthropoda; Insecta; Coleoptera; Lampyridae.